This is a messenger RNA of Enterobius vermicularis (human pinworm), 615 nucleotides long. NCBI's taxonomy places the organism in Eukaryota, Metazoa, Nematoda, Chromadorea, Rhabditida, Oxyuridae. The record is from the annotation of a GenBank genome assembly.
ACGUAUUUGAGAAGCUGCCUUACUGGUUCUGCUCAUCAAACUAUGUCCGCAUUUGCAAUAGCAAACAAAGACUACGAAAUAGUUGUUCAGGCAUUAAAAGAAAAAUACGGUAGUCUUACUGUUAUUAUCGGUUCGCUGCAUGACAAACUCGAGUGUCUGCCGCAUCAACCCAAAAAUAUUCAACAUACAACUGCUACACAAAAUCAUACGUCAGCAUUUUCUGCAACUGCGUCACCUGCACCUGAAUCUACUGAACGUCCCACAACUUACAAUAUUCAAAAAAGUGAGCAAAAACCGCAAAAGCGGCAACCUAAAACACCAUGUAUUUUCUGCAGCGGAAUGCAUUGGACAACAGAAUGCCACAAAUAUUCUAUACCACAACAAAGGCGUGAACUCGCUAAAUCUAAAAAACUCUGCUUUAAAUGCCUGGAAAAUGGACACGAACUUUACGACUGUCCUCAAAAACUUAACUGUUACUAUUGUAAAGUCCUCAUCGAUUCCCGUGCAGGUCCCAUGCUAGGUGGUGAAGGUAAAGUUAAUUCAAAAUAUUUAAAAUGCACCCCAUGUGUUACACAUACCGUUUUGACCUGUCCGACAUUGUGUAAAAUUGAAUAG